Molecule: messenger RNA, 1947 nt
Organism: Photinus pyralis (common eastern firefly)
Lineage: Eukaryota; Metazoa; Arthropoda; Insecta; Coleoptera; Lampyridae
Product: 5-aminolevulinate synthase, erythroid-specific, mitochondrial
Exons: 7
Coding region: 139-1845 (568 amino acids)
Biological process (GO): erythrocyte development; hemoglobin biosynthetic process; heme biosynthetic process
Cellular component (GO): mitochondrial matrix; mitochondrion
Molecular function (GO): pyridoxal phosphate binding; 5-aminolevulinate synthase activity
Source: RefSeq, a predicted model, not a curated record
ACUAUCGUCAUUAGUAUAAUCGCGUGCUCGUGUCGCUUCUAAUUCAACUUGGCGUGUUUCGUUUAGUAGUGGCUAUCAAAUUGCAGUGAAAGUCGGUUCAGUGCUAUACCUACAAAGAAACCCUCGUUUAAGAACAAUAUGCUAUCGACAAGCAAUCGCGCCAAGAGUCUUCUGCUGCCACGUCUUCGCGAGGUACAAAGUUGUGCAAAUUUGAUUAACGGCAAGAUGCCCUGCCCGUUUUUGGCGAAGCUCAGCUCGAACUACGUGCACAAUUAUGCACCGGAAUUGGUGAAGAUGUACGGGAAGCAUUGCCCCGUCAUGUCGCGGACGUUGAGCAGCUGGCUCGGGUCGGAAACGACCCCGAAAUCAGAACCGAUUAGCGAAAGCAAACAAGAAACCAAGUGUCCAUUUUUGUCCGAGGUGAAAGUAGCAAAAGUUGACCAAGAUGAAACGAUCGAAGUAACUAACCAAACUUCAACAAAAGGCUCGUUUUCCUACGACCAGUUUUUCCACGAUCAAAUAAUGCGCAAGAAGAAGGAUCACUCCUAUCGAAUAUUUCGAAAGGUCAAUCGUCUGGCGGGUCCCGGCCAGUUUCCGAACGCGAUGGAGUACUCGUCCGGCGAGAAGCCGAUAACCGUCUGGUGUUCGAACGACUACCUCGGCAUGUCCUGUCAUCCCGAAGUGAAGACCGCCGUUCGCGAGGCGCUGGACAAGUUCGGCGCCGGAGCGGGCGGUACGAGAAACAUCUCCGGCAACUCGAUGCUGCACGAAAGCCUGGAGGAGCGACUGGCGAAGCUGCACCAGAAGGAGGCGGCGCUGCUGUUCACCUCGUGCUUCGUCGCGAACGACUCGACGCUCUUCACGCUGGCGAAGUCUCUGCCGGGUUGCCAUAUUUUUUCGGAUGCCGGCAACCACGCCUCCAUGAUACAGGGGAUACGAAACAGCGGGGUGCCGAAACAUAUUUUUAGGCAUAACGAUCCGAGGCAUUUGGAGCAGCUGCUGAUGACCGUCGAUCGCGAUGUGCCCAAAAUUGUCGCGUUUGAAACUGUACAUUCCAUGACCGGUGCCGUUUGCCCAUUGGAGGAGCUGUGCGAUGUCGCGCAUGACUACGGAGCGCUCACUUUUGUCGAUGAGGUGCACGCAGUGGGGUUGUAUGGUGAUCACGGUGCGGGGAUCGGGGAACGCGACGGGCAGCUGAGCAAGAUGGAUAUGAUCUCGGGCACUUUGGGGAAGGCGUUCGGCAACGUUGGAGGCUACAUUGCUGCCAAUGCCAUUCUGAUCGACAUGAUCCGCUCGUACGCCGCCGGUUUUAUAUUUACAACUUCACUGCCGCCGACCGUUCUAUCGGGUGCUCUCAAAGCAAUUAACAUCCUCGCCUCGGAUGAAGGUCGCGAGUUACGUAGGCGUCACCAGGAGAACGUGAAGUACCUACGCAACUCGCUUCUGAGCCGUGGAUUCCCCGUGGAACACACGCCUAGUCACAUAAUUCCGAUCAAAGUCGCCGAUCCCUUCCAGUGCACAAUGAUCUCCGACCGCCUCCUCAGAAAGGGCCACUACGUGCAGGCGAUCAACUAUCCGACCGUCGCGCGCGGGGAGGAAAAGCUGAGGUUAGCGCCGACGCCGCAUCACACCGAAGCUCUCAUAAACGUCUUGGUCGACGACAUGGAAGUCGUUUGGAGGGAACUGGAGCUGCCACUGACCGGCCCGCAGUGUUCCAAGGAGUGCGCCUUUUGCCGCAAACCCAUCAUGUUUGACUACUUCGAAGAUCGCAACACGCGAAGCGGUUGUUCCAAGGAGCUCUCUUGCGACAUUCCAAAUUGUCCUCAAAUGAUUGCGACAUGUUAAACGAAAAGUAUCCUCAUUUUACCAGUUAUAGUUUUUAUUGUAAUUAAUAAUUUUAUCUGGAUCUGUUGUUACUAAAAUGGGAAAUAUAUGGUGUAGUGUCUC